GUCAAAGAUGGCCGCCUACAUGGACGAUGCACGGUGUUCAUGUACACGUACGUCAUUCAUCGACAUUGUUACUUUGUAAAUAGGGUCUUUCCCGGAAAUUUUCCUGGAUUCCCAAAUCGUUUGCUAUCUGAGUGUGUCAAAAAACCAAACUGAAUAAUUUUAUGCGGUGAACUUAGUGUCCCUAGGCUCUUGGCCUGCGUUGUACAGUCCUGACAUUGUGUUCUUCCAUGCAUUGACAGUGUCGGUGUAUUUUGUAGGGCUAAGUCGUCCGUGUGCGUGCAUCUCUUCAGGUGGGAUUAAUUUGAUAUCACUUUUAUCAGCUGCUGGUACCUGCUGGUCUCCUGGUAUGAACAGUUUGUACACGUUUGAAGCAGAUGAUAAGAUUUUGUUUUGAUCUUCGGGUCAAAAAAAGGAAAUAGAACAUAGGAUACUUAAACCGAGGAAUUCCAGCCGAGACAUUGCUCAUGGCAGAAGGUGGUGGUGGGGAUGGGGACUCCCCAAUGGAUGGUCAUGACGAAGUGGACGAUGGUGCCCGGCGCUUCCGGACCCAACACAGUUACCACGAGGUUAGCGAGCAGGCCACCGUCCUGCUGCGCCACUUCAUCGUGGACCGCUUCGAGCGGGACUCGGUGCCGGGCGCACCCCGCCUGGAGGACCUGGGCCAGGCCACACCCGAACAGGAGGAGGUGUGGCGGCGGGUAGGCACCACCCUGCGAGAGAUCGGGGACAUCCUGGACCAGGACCGGGAACUCCAGAGGUGGAUCAACUCAUUACCCACUGAUUCCCCAAUAGAGAAGAUCAUCGCUGUCGCGCAGGUGAUAUUCGGGGACGGUGAGAUCCACUGGGGUCGCAUCAUCGGCCUGUUCUACUUUGCCUACCGCAUAUCAGUCAGGGCCAUGGAGAGCCUUCUCUUACAAAAUUUCCCUGGCUGGGUCAACCAGCUCAUCAAGGAGAUAGUCCAGUUCCUGGUCAGACGGUUUGCUGAUUGGAUCAUCAACAGGGGAGGCUGGACUGCCAUCAAGGAGUACUUUGGAUCAUCGAAUAGGGUGUUCCGGACAAUCAUGAUUUUGUCGCUCCUCACACUAGGCUACGGCAUCUACAAACUGAACAAGGAAUAGCAGUGCCUGGCCAAAAUCUACAUCGGAAAAAAUUGUGUCCAUCUGUUGCCAGGACACAGCAAGGCCGGCAUCGGACAUUAAGAAUUUGAAUGCUGCAACGUCAUUCCUGAACUGAACUAUGAUACCUUAAACUGUGGUCCUUUGUACAGCCGUUUCAUGCCACAGAAAGGCUGGCUAUAAUGUAUGUACAUGUACAUGUAUGUCACUGAGACUUUCCCCAGUAGAAGGAAAACAAUCAAUGGAACCAAUUUCACUUCAGUUCCAUCUGAGUCAAUCGCACAUGUGACCCGCUCCGGGAAAAAUGAUAAAAAAUGAUGCUUUGCCUUUGUGUGCAUUGGUCCACUCUGACUUAGGGCAGUUUCUCAUGAAAUUUCAAUUUUGUUGGUCAGAAAGAACAUAUUUAAUAGUCUCUAAAGUUUCAUGUUUCAUGAAAAAAAAAAUGUCCAAAGUGCACAUGUUCAUUGCCAGGAAGAUUUCAGGUGAGCCUUCCAAGCCAAAGUCUGUAUUAGAAUCAACUUUUUUUUCAAAGCCUGUUUUCUAUUAAGUUGAACUCCAUAGAACUGCUAUGAGAAAACGUCUGCUGAAUGGAAUGGGCUAUUACCCUGUGCCAUAGACCAAAUGAAAGCUGACACUUUCAUCCGUGCAUAUACGUCUUUUUUUUUUCAUUUUUGCAACAUUAUCUACCUUCUUUUCAGAGCGUGUCACAUGUGGCCGAUUCCGAUGCUUUCACACCCUGUCGCAGUGAUGCCUGUAAAGUUGUUGUUUUUUUUUCUCGUACUCUGAAACCAAGCAUGACGGGUUUGGAGACUUGUCAAGGCCAAAAUGACUCCCACUCCUCCCAUAUCAAUCAAAAUCCAACUAUUUCAAUUUUUCAUCUGAUUCUGAUAGAUUCACAACUGCACGGCACUGACCCUUCUACUUUUACAUUGGUCUCUGAUGCCCCCUCCAACAAAAAAUUCCAUAGGCUAACUGCACGAUAUUGGAUUUGGGUAGAUCGAGCUUAGCAGGUAACCCAAGACAUAUACCAGUAUUAAAGAAGGAAAAUAUUUGACAGUAUACAGUGUGUACAGCUCUGAAGUGACAUUUUUGAAACUGAAAUAUUAAUCAAUUGAACAAACAGAAUUCUUUUGUUAUUAAAAACCGUCUCCUAUUGCCUGUCAUGUGCAUUGUCUGUCUACAUGUACCCAAAAUGGGGCACGUAGUUUACUCAAAACUUGUAAUGAAAAUUUUACUUCACCGGUUGUGAGGUGAAAGGAUCUUGCAUGCCGUUUGGUUAUAUCCCGCAAAUCACAUAAUGGGGACAGGUAGCAGAGGUGUGAGAAUCAGUUUUUUAGCUGAUUUCAGCUUUUUUUUGCGUAGAUGACCCUGAAUGUCAGCUUUUUUGUACACCUGGUCUCUACAAAAGUAUGGGAACGUUUUACAUUUCAGCUGUUUGCUAGCUGCUUUCAGCCACUCACACCCCUGCAGUAGUUUGUUGGUAUCAUUCCACUGAUAAAGCUGCCCAUAGAGUAGGUUUUGGAGUGUCCAAUUAGUAGUGGAAAUUUGUAACAGGUGACGGUGACUCUUCAACAUGUUUUGUAUAGAUCCACUUUUUUUAGUACAUGUAGUUUGAAACUCAGUAAAAAAGAGAAGUGCUUUAUCAACAUAUCAGGUUGUCAUUUAAAGUGUGUUAUACACACUUGUUAUAUGGCCCCUUUGAGUAAGGCAAUUCUUGUGUGUAGGCACAUCUUACGAUUUGAGAUAUUUAGCCCCAAUAAAAAAAAAAAAGCUUGUAUGGACACGCACAACAUAAGGGAUAGUCGUGAGAUUAGUGUAAUGGUCUUCCACAUCAAGGAGAAAUUCCCCCCCCCAUAAAAGAACCCAGACUUUGCUGUGCUUCACCAUACGUUUGUGCAAUUCUGUAUACGUACAUAUAAACCUCCUGUAUUUCUACUUUGUUUUACUUGAAAAAGUCACGCAGAUUUUAUUAUCCCUAAGUCCAAAUCAACAGUCUUGCUAGAUAUGCAUGGAAUUAUGGAAUACGGAGAACGCCUUUGAAAUAUUCACAGCAGGUGCUUUCGCUGCACUUCUGAUUACCAGGAGGGCUGUAGGGCUCCCGCAAACGUGACCAAUACCACGUCAUUCACACUUUUGACCAGGUUUUCAAAAGGGAGUGGUACAGUGUACAUGUCCAGUAAUUGGAACCUGACCUUUUUUAAACAGAUCUUUCGGUAAUGGUAGACGGUAGAUACAUAUAUGUACUGUUUUAGUUUGUGAUGUGAUCAGUUAUAAGUAUUGUUAAAAAAAACCUGAAACUCGACUGCCGUUCAAAAAGCUUGUAGUGGAAAUCCAUGCAACAAAUUUCAAGACCCUCAGAGUUUUUAUUCUUGGAGAAAAAAACACUCCAAAACAAGGAAACUGGUGACGUUUUGCAUUGAUAUUGCUAGCAGUGUCCCUGUUAUCCCUGGCCUGUUUAAUUUGAUGUGGAAAUAUCAAUAAAACCGACUUCAGAUUUUUUUUAUUUGUUAAGCAGGUAAUGUUUUAUACUUAAUCACUCGUAGAAUUUUUUUUUAAAAUGUAUUUUAUACUUACAAGUACGAUGUAACAUGUGACAGGGACAAAAAAAAAUAUAUUGGACCGUAGUUUUUCUCCGUAACAUGACCCAGAUGUUUAUCCAGUUGUUGAAUGUUGCUCGGUGUCACGCCCUUUGGCAUUAAAGUCAACUCACAGAGCACUUUUGCAACAAAAGCUGAUCCUUGUCUUGAUCAAACAGCAAAUAUCGAGGGUUCUCACAUCUACCGUAUCAGGAAGUCUUGCAUGUCUGUUUUUGUGCAGUCCGUCUAUGACAAGAUUAUAAAAGGUGAUAGGUGAACGAGGGGAUAGUCCUUGCAACGAAACCUCAUUUACUGUGCGUACAGACAUUCAUGUGAGGCUUAAUAUGGUGCCAAAAAUAGCCCUACAGCUUCAGGAUAACAAGUGGUUCAUAGACUAGACAGAAAUACAUGUAUAUGUUUAGAUUGGGUAGAAAACCAUAGUUUUCGUUACUGUCAACACAGUGUACGUGUCCCUUGAACCCUAGAACAUGGAGUGAAUUUAUGGAGUAUAGUUACCAGUACAUGUACUUGGCUGAUUUAUAUAUCAGCAAAGGAUGGCCUAGCAUAGAGAAACUCUGUGACAUACUUAUUAUGGAUAAUUGUUUGGACGAGGAUUUGGGGAUCUGUCUUUUUAAUACCCAAGUGUUUGCCUGUCACUCAAGGUGUACAUACUCCAGAAUUCUGAGAUGCCCCUCCCCUUUUUGGAACUGGGUGUCUUGUUCACUUUUCAGAAAUUUUCAAUCUACAUGCAGGUGCAGUGUUCUAGUCUUGGUGCGUAUUCUUUUUAUUAUUCAACAACGUGGGCGGUAGGAGGUUUGCUGGCCUGGUUUCCUUCCUCCAUGCUUUUAUCAAGUGUCUAAAUUGCUGACUGCAGUAUGGUGACACGCUCUACCGAACUCCGUGCAUGAUGGCACAUAGCUGUAGUGCCCGUAUAGUAUCUGUCCCGAUUUGAGGUGCACCGCCAAGUGGAAAGAGGAAGACAGAUGGUUGUAAGCUUUCCAAGCGGGUUCUGGCACGCGUUCUGCAUAUACGCAAAGACCAUACAUUAAGGAAUAAAUUCAUUGCGCGUACUCAGCAUCAAACGCGCCACUGAUCUCCACUAUUAAUGCGCCUAUGCGGCAAGUACCAAAAAUACAGCCCUUUUUGUUCCGCUUGGAGCAGAUAAGUUGGUUCCCUGAAUAAGGAGCCAUUACCGCUGUGGCACAGUGCUCGUGGACCGGUGAUAUGCACACAUUAUGCUUCUUCAACCAAUAGGAUGUCAUGAUUUGCCACAUGCAUGAAAGUGCGUGUCAGGUCUGUGUGCCUGCCACAGCGCCACCGCAGUAAUGGUGUCUCCUCGGAUGAGUCUUUAACGAUUUCCCAGUUACUCUGAUCUGGGGUCAGAGGUUGCCAAUAUACCCUUGUACUGUUUCAAGUUCACUUGAAUGUGACAAAAGUGAAUCUUUUUCAAAAAGGGCAGUCAUUGGGUAGAUCUGGGCCAGCUGUUAACAUCAUUGUGGUAUGCACUUCUCAAAUAAAUGUGGAAUUUAACCCACUUUUUUUUUCUUUUUAGGAAAUCAAUUGUGCUUUGACAUUUUAUUGUAGCACUGCAUUAUUAUGGAGUAGAAUUGAAGUUAAUUUCUCUUAUUGUUUUUUAAUCAUGUAGGGGUUGUGCUCUAAGUUCAGAAUCCAUUGAUGGCUAAAUCGGGUGAUUUAAUAUCAGGGAACGCCAUGUGCUACACUGCCCAGACCUGGUCUGCGCUGAGCUGCCGAGCGGGAAAAACAAUGCAUUGAGAAAUCGCAUGUAAUCAAAUUUAGCAAAUGAGCGGGGAACCAGUUGGGCAAAGUAUGAAAAUCAACUGACAUCUGUUGGUCGGUAACCCAUUAAUGCAACCGUGUGUUGAUGAUGGCACAUUUUGUGUGUGCUUUCCUCUGGUGCGCAGUGGACCGUGGGCCCCCACUGGCUCCAUUGGAAAACUGCACAUAGAAGCAUGGUAGGAUGUCACCAGAACACAGGGUUCCUGCACCUAAAGGAUAAUUAAAUUCUACGACUUUUUCAGGCUGCGGGAACCCCCGAGUACAGAGGUCAUUUGCACUUGCAUUUAUGUACCCUGCUUAACACAACUUGGAGAGGAAAGUGGCAGAGAAGCUGAAUAUGUGUAUAAUUAUGGAGGUAUUUACGAUAGGCAUGAACAUAUUCCAUCUUUGCUGGUUUUUUUGCAUGUACAAACAUUUCUCCUCCAUUUCUCUUUAGUAUAAAAAGGAUUAUUUUCAUUGCUUCAGUUUUGUAUUUUUUGCUACCUUGCUGUAUAAAAAUUUAUGUUAAAGCUCAUUUUAUGCUUUGAGGUUACUGCAAAAACAUUCAACCCAUAAUAAGCCCAAUCCAUAUACAUGAAUCACCCAGGACAGAAAACAUUGUUAUUACCUCGGGAGCUAAAUUUAAUCUUAGCCAAUAAACGAUUUUCCAAAGAAAGAACAA
Messenger RNA from Acanthaster planci (crown-of-thorns starfish), 6149 nucleotides. Its product is annotated as apoptosis regulator BAX-like. Gene Ontology annotation, cellular component: mitochondrial outer membrane. Gene Ontology annotation, biological process: intrinsic apoptotic signaling pathway in response to DNA damage; release of cytochrome c from mitochondria; regulation of apoptotic process. Gene Ontology annotation, molecular function: channel activity; BH domain binding. NCBI's taxonomy places the organism in Eukaryota, Metazoa, Echinodermata, Asteroidea, Valvatida, Acanthasteridae. The record is from RefSeq and is a predicted model, not a curated record.